AUUUGGAGUGGGCAUUGUUUCAAGUUUCAACGUCACUCGAAGUUCACCGCAAUAGCUCCCACUGUGUCUGUUCCUCGCCCCAAACCAGCAGCGUAUAUUUUUCUGUCUAUUGUUAGCUCAAUCCCUAAAUCCUGCCGAUAUUUUUCUCUUCCGGUUACCGGUGCAGUUUCAUCGAGGUUAUCCAGAAUGGAAACUGUUGUUGCUUUUCGAGCUUCCUUCAGCAGCCAUUCGCCUAAUUGGGCGUCAACCCGAUGUGGCCCGGCCCGACCCGAUUUGGUGGUCGGUUCGAGGUGCCUGCCCUCCAACGCCUCGAUUCAGCAAAGAUAUUCAGUUUACCCAGUGAUGCUGGCCAACAGAAAGGUGAACCUUUUGAGCAGGAAACACACUGUGAUCAGAGCUUGUAUGCAACCUUCUGAUUCAGGCAACUCAACUUCUUCUGUUGCACCACUUAAAUUGGAGUCUCCAGUUGGUCAAUUCCUGUCUGAGAUGCUAGUGAGUCACCCACAUCUCGUCCCAGAUGCUGUUGAGCAGCAGCUUGAGAAGCUUCAGAUCGACCGUGAUGCCGAUAAAGAGAAAGAGAAGCCAUCUGCAUCCGGCAGCGAUCUUGUGUUAUACAGGAGAAUUGCCGAGGUCAAAGCCAACGAAAGGGACAAGGCCUUGGAAGAAAUACUCUACGCUCUAGUGGUGCAGAAAUUCAUGGAUGCUGACGUGCCCUUGGUCCCCACAAUUACCCGAUCUCCGCCCAGCAAUUCAGGUUGCGUUGACACGUGGCCUGCCACGGAAGAUCAGAAGCUCGGGCGCCUCCACUCACCCGAAGCCUACGAGAUGAUCCAAAACCAUCUCACCCUCAUUCUUGGUAAACGCCUUACUCACUCCAGCUCGGUAGCCCAAAUAAGCAAGCUUAGGGUAGGUCAGGUGUAUGCUGCCUCAGUAAUAUACGGCUAUUUUCUUAAAAGGGUUGACCAGAGGUUUCAGCUCGAGAAGACCAUGAACUUCCUUCCCGAAGGCAACGAUGGUGAAGUGAAUUUGACAGAAGUAAUGGCGGAUGAGAGGUUACCUGCGGAAGUUUCUCCCGAUAACCCACUGACGCAUCCGGAAGUUUCUUCUUGGUCGGAUGAUGUUGAUAAUGGAAGUUAUGUCGAUUUAAAGCCAUGUCGGCUGAGGACAUAUGUGAUGUCGUUUGAUGGGGAGACUCUUCAGAGGUACGCGAAUAUUAGGUCUAAGGAGGCUGUCAAUAUUAUCGAGAAACAUACGGAGGCUCUGUUUGGUAGGCCGGAGAUGAUCUUCACGUCAGAUGGGAACAUCGACUCUUCUAAAGACGUGAAGAUUAUGAUCAGCUUUGGUGGGCUGAGGAGACUUUUUCUGGAGGCAGUGACUUUCGGCUCUAUCCUUUGGGAUGUCGAGAGCUAUGUGGACUCGAGGUACCAUUUUGUCACGCAUUGAGAACCCGGAUUUUGAGGAAUGUAGGGAAGGACGUGACUGGAGGUUUCUACUACUACUGACCGUUGUUUGGUUUCGAAACAUGGUUUAAAUACUGGUGUGUCUUCUCAUUGUCUGUACAUAUUCAGACUUGUUCUGAAAUUUGUGUGGUGUUCUUGAUAGCGUCCGAGUAAUUUGGAUUUGCUUUUACAUCUUGGUGUAAAUGCCUGUUGGAUUUAUUUUUGGGUUCCAACUUUCUAAGAUUUUUCAGCUUUGAUAAUACUCUUUGCCAAGGAUUCUCAUUCUUUUAUGGUAAAUCAUGGUGCCCUGAUAUUUUAUUUGUUUUUUUGUUUUUUUUUUU
Molecule: messenger RNA, 1780 nt
Organism: Striga asiatica
Lineage: Eukaryota; Viridiplantae; Streptophyta; Magnoliopsida; Lamiales; Orobanchaceae
Source: the annotation of a GenBank genome assembly